UGACGCUAAAAAUCAUCGCAAGUCGAAAAAUGGUAGCAGCAGCAAAAGCCCUAACUCUCGAUAAAACCCUGCUUAUGCUCCUCCUCUUCUUCAACCAAGAAUGCUCUCUCGCCUCUUCUCUCGAUCUCUCGCUUCCCGCUUGAAAACCCUAACCCUAGUUCCCUCCUCAUCCCCCCAUUCCCCCAUCAUCACCUCUCCUCGCUUCUAUCUCCUCGAUCCAAACCCUAACCCCUCGCUCUUCCUGCGAUCCCUCCGCCCCUUCAGCUCCAAAGGGAAUGGCGACGGCGACGGGCCGUGGAAUUUCCCGCCGGAAUCCGAGUCGGUCUUCGGCGAGGAGAUCGAGGCUCCGGUUGGAGCGAAGGGGUCUGAGGUGAAGGGAGGCGAUCCGUGGAUGGAGGAACCGAAAGGAGACAUCUUUGAGGGGAUCGAUAAGGAGACGAUGCCGAAGGACAGGGGAGUUGGCGAUUGGGAGACGGCAGAGGGUUUUGAGCCGUGGAGUGUGGGUGGUGAUGCUGAUGGGAAGGAUGACGUGUUUGGGAUUGGGGAUGCGGAGACUGUAGGGUUUGAAGGGCUCGAAAUGGCUGAGGAGGGACAGGGGAAGAGCGAGGAGAUGAUGGAGUUGGAGAGGAAAGAGCAGGAUUUGUUAGCUACACUGAAAGGUCCUAGCCGGGCAUUUGGAGACCUUAUUGCAGCCUCUGGUAUAACUGAGGAUAUGAUUGACAGUUUGAUUCUUUUAAAGGAUGUCAGAGGCAUCCCCGGAUUGCCUCCCCUUCAAGAAAUAGAAGAUAAAGCAAUAGAAAGACUGAAUGCAACAUCAACUAGAGCUGAAAUAGAGCGGAAAAAACAAGAAGAAAUUGCAAAGGCACGAGUUAGACGGGUUGACGAGAAAGGAAGGGCUUAUGGAACAGGAAGAAGGAAAUGCAGUAUAGCCCGUGUCUGGAUUAACCCUGGAGAUGGAAAAUUCAUUGUUAAUGAUAAGCAGUUUGAUGUUUACUUCCCAAUUCUUGAUCAUCGAGCUGAGCUUCUUCGUCCAUUCACUGUGACAAAUAGCUUGGGCCUCUGGGACGUCAAAUGUACUGUUAAAGGAGGUGGUGUCUCAGGUCAGGUGGGAGCAAUUAGGUUAGGAAUUAGCAGGGCCUUGCAGAACUGGGAGCCAGGGCUUCGACCAUACCUCAAAUCAGCUGGAUAUUUGACAAGGGAUGCCCGUGUGGUAGAAAGAAAGAAAUAUGGAAAAGCCAAAGCUAGGAAGAGUUUCCAAUGGGUCAAGCGAUGAGCUACAGGUAUCUGCCUUCUCUCUUGAUUUUCU
Asparagus officinalis (garden asparagus) is the source of this 1306-nucleotide messenger RNA. RefSeq names its product 28S ribosomal protein S9, mitochondrial. NCBI's taxonomy places the organism in Eukaryota, Viridiplantae, Streptophyta, Magnoliopsida, Asparagales, Asparagaceae. The transcript has 4 exons. Gene Ontology annotation, cellular component: ribosome; cytosolic small ribosomal subunit. Bases 101 to 1273 code for a protein of 390 amino acids. The record is from RefSeq and is a predicted model, not a curated record. Gene Ontology annotation, biological process: translation. Gene Ontology annotation, molecular function: RNA binding; structural constituent of ribosome.